Messenger RNA from Poecile atricapillus (Black-capped chickadee), 2848 nucleotides. It is a transcript of the gene BDKRB1, whose product is annotated as bradykinin receptor B1. Gene Ontology annotation, cellular component: membrane. The record is from RefSeq and is a predicted model, not a curated record. The transcript is spliced from 2 exons. Gene Ontology annotation, biological process: neutrophil chemotaxis; G protein-coupled receptor signaling pathway; response to mechanical stimulus. Gene Ontology annotation, molecular function: bradykinin receptor activity. The coding region runs from base 127 to 1212 and encodes 361 amino acids. Lineage: Eukaryota; Metazoa; Chordata; Aves; Passeriformes; Paridae.
GAAGGAGCUGUUCCCAGAGACGUGUUGCACUUCACUCAUUUGUAUCUGCUCAGUGGUGAAUUUUCAGUCAAGUCAUUUUCUCUCAUUUCAAAGACAUCUCCUGCUCACUUUGGAAUUUUUUAAAAGAUGACUGAAACUCCUCUACUGAGUAUUCCGUCCUCAAACCAGAGUGAAAACCAGAGCAACUCAACUGCUUGCCCAGACUUAAAUGACUGGUGGGACAUUGUAUUCUAUAUAGUACCCAAGUACCUCAACACUGUCUGUGUUAUUGGUAUGCUUGGAAAUGUGUUUGUUCUCCUCAUUUAUUCACUGCACAAGGGCCCCCUGAAGACAGCUGAAAUCUAUCUUAUGAAUCUGGCUAUUGCUGAUCUUAUCUUCCUCAUGUGCCUGCCAUUCUGGGCAGAGAACACCAAUAAUAGGUUUAACUGGCCGUUUGGCAUCUUCCUGUGCCGCAGCGUCAGCACCUCCAUCGUCCUGAACAUGUACACCAGCAUCUACCUGCUCGUGGCCGUCAGCACGGAUCGCUACCUGACUUUUGUCCAUACCUUGAACCACAGAGAGAUAUGGAGCAAAACUAUGACCAAAGGGAUCUGCUUGCUCAUCUGGUUCUUUUGCAUUCUUCUCAGUGUCCCAAAUUUCAUGUACCGGACUGUGAAAGAGUUUUCCCUGUGGAAUAUCUCAGCGUGCUAUUUGGAGUUCCCCAACUCGUCAUGGAUAACAGCUGAACGCCUGGUAUUUAACGUGGUGGGGUUUCUGCUGCCAUCCACAGCAAUCAUCUUCCUCAAUUUCUCCACCAUUAGAUCCCUAAAGAAAACAGCAAGAGAACGAAGAGCACUCAGAGCAAAGGGUUGCAUGGGGCAGAAAGGCAUGAGGGCAACGAGGCUGAUCACCACUGUGGUACUGAUGUUUCUUUUCUGCUGGACUCCUUACCAUUUUUUUGUAUUCCUUGAUCUAUUAUACAAUACAGAAGUGAUCAAAGGCUGCUUCUGGGGGGAACUGAUCAACUUUGGGCAGCAGUUUUCUUAUAUGUUGGCUACCACCAACAGCUGCAUUAACCCUGUGAUUUAUGUCUUUGUUGGGAAAUACUUCAGGCAAAAGGCUUUAGAAGUUUUUUCACAGUUUAUUCCCUGUGGAUUUCCUUCGAGAUGGGUAUCUUUCAAAGAAAUGUCUUCAAAUUUCAGCAUGGUUACAGUCAAGAAUGAUUCAACAUAAUGGUUCACAGUUCCAUCUUCAUUUUGAUAUUACAACUUAUUUUAUGCCACUGCAAAUGGCAUUAAAAAUUAAUAUGAAAUGCUCUGAUGUGGCCUUCACAGACCAAGCUAAUUAUCUAUUAAAGUAAAUCACUUGAUUGUUAACUUUUUCCUCAGGUUUGCUUUCUUAGUUCUGUGUUAUCCAUCCAAACGCAUGACAUGUGUGUGAUACCAGAAUUUUACACCAAAUUAUCUAACCUGUUUUACCUAUUAACAGUGGCUUACAAGAAAAUCUUUUUGACAAAAUAGCAGAAAAGUGGUUUCUUUCCAGAAAUCCGGUUUCUUUCCAGAAAUCCAUAAGCCAGCUGAAUGUUUUGCUGCAUUGUAUCUGUGAUGACAGCUGCUAUACCCCCUAUAACAUUAUUCAUAAAAUUACAACAGGUAUUACAGAGCAAAUAUGAGCUUAUUCUUUGGCUGAUAAAUGCAUUUGAAAAGGUAGAUAAUAACUUUGGUUAUUUUGAACAAUAUUUUAACUGGUUUGCAUUUUCACAGUAAGAUAUAGAGGACUUUAUAUUUUUUGUGCACUUUAAUUAUAUGCAGUGCAUAACUAUUUUACAAGAUGAUGGAACACAAAGAAGUGUAUAUAAAUUGUAAAAAAGCAAGGUAACACAGUAGCCUCCUCAAAACCUGACUUUUGCUGAUCCAGUAAAGUAUUACAAAAUUGCUCAUUAAGUACUGUAAAGAUCCUUUUUAUUUUGUAUAUGUGAAUAUAUCAGUGAUGGCCAUUGAUACUGUAUUAUUUUGAGGUAAAUACUUAGAUUCAUAUUUAUAUUUUGAUGAAUCAAAAUUAAUAAAACAGGUAACAUUUUACUUCAUAGGGUUUUUUUCUUUCUUAUAUUUAUUUUUAUAUUUUGUCUCUUUUCCCCUUAUUCCUUUGGGUAAGAGCAAACAUAUAGUUCUGUGAUUAAAAAUCCUUGUUGCUACCAGAACACAAACUCUCAUAGCAGAAGUAAACUUCUUUUCCAUCACAGCCACAAUGGCAGAGUAGAUGUAAGACAACAGAUAUCUGUUUCUGCAACUCUUAAAUUAUUUGUAUGUACAAACAUGGAAGAAGACAGUGCAGCCUGUUCAGCCAGAAAGAUAUUGGUGCAGAGCAAUAAAAAGGGAGCAUCCAGACACAUCAUUUGUGUAACAAUUCAUUUAACUACUCAUUGUAAAGCCUGUUUAGUCCUGUACUCACUGUAAUGGCACUGCAUUCUCCGCUGUUCUUUUUAGUGUUUCCAUUUUGAAUAUGUAAUUAAUCUCUUAUUUUAUUAUAGAAAUAUGUCUAUUCAACUUCAUUGCAAUGAGAUUAGUGUUAAUUUUUUAAUGGUUCUUUAAAACUUUUUGUAUCUGAACCAUGGAAGCCUUUUGAAGACUUAAAAGUCUAUCUUCCUGCAAUGGUGGUUUAAGAAUUAAGGGUGGAUUAAGGGAUCAGGGAGGAAGAAUCUCUCAUAAAUUUACUACUUCCAGUCCUUCUGUGACAGAUGAUUUUAAAAUAAACAGGUUUAAACACCAGUAGUAACAAUAAUAUGUGAAGUUCUCUGACUCAUCUGAAAUCAAAUUCCUAAUUCCUGUCUGUUUUAAACUGUUAAACACUUGUAUCUUUUUAACAAAUC